Messenger RNA from Trypanosoma cruzi, 1380 nucleotides. RefSeq lists its product as uncharacterized. The record is from RefSeq and is a predicted model, not a curated record. The transcript has a single exon. NCBI's taxonomy places the organism in Eukaryota, Euglenozoa, Kinetoplastea, Trypanosomatida, Trypanosomatidae. The coding region runs from base 1 to 1380 and encodes 459 amino acids.
AUGUCAAAUGGAUCGGCGCACUCCUUUAAUGAGGAACGAGAGCAAUCCAUUCUUUUUUGUGAGCUGGUGGGUCAUAUGAACUCAUUGCUCACACUUAUUGCGAGUAGCUCCUGUGAGGGAAAACAAUACGUUCUUCUUAUUCCACCAAACCAUGAUGUGGAACGAUUCGUGACGGGCUUUUCUAUGAGAACCAGAGGAUCUAAGCAGCGUAUUAUUCGCCGAGUAUCACAAAGUGUUGUGCGACGACAUUUACUACAUGGUAGUAGCUUUGAUGAAAUGUUUACUUUUACUGGGGAUGCUGUACGCAUCGAGUUUACGUUAUGCCAUGGUGAAGACGCUACAGAUGCGCCUUUUCUUGGAUUUGUAUGUUUGUUGCGUCCUGGGAGGCCUUCUGUUCAAUUGGGAAUUCGAGGGAGUGAGAAUUACGGGACAAGCGGAAAUUUUUGUCUGUUGUUCGUUUCAGGCGCACUUUUAGAGAGUGAGGCGGCAGCGUCUGUUUCGGCGUCCCCAUCCAUGUCUAUAAACGGCGGUCAGAAUUAUGUUUGGUCAAGACUUCAGAAGCCCAACUUCUCCGGUGAGGUCUCACUCCUUCAACAAUUUAAAAACGAUGAGAAUGUGCUGCGGACUUUUUUGGAGGGGAUUCCCCUUCAGAAGAAGGAUGCCGGUUGUGAAGGCAUGGAAUUGCAGAAGCAGUUGGAUGACGCCUUUUUGUUCGUUGAGACGGAGGUGGGAAUUAUGUCCAGCUCUUAUGUGUGCAUGCUUGGCUAUGAGCCGCUGAUCGUCGCGAAGGUUCUUCAAAUUUCCACUGCGGGUGCUGACGCCGUGAGCUGUUUCUUUGUGGAUGUAGAAAGGGAGAAGGAGGACGUGUUGGUGGCCUUCCAUGCUGUUGUGACGGGUGCGUUGAGCCAUAAAUUGGUACCCCACUGGGAUGACUUGAUGAAUAGGGAAAACGUUGCCUUUAGCCAUGCGUGCAAUAAGCUGAAGCAAGUGUACCCAUUUCAGCAUUUUCUUCCGUCGUUACUUGAGAAGCUUCCGGUGAGUAGUUUCUUAGCUGAGAUUGAGCUGAUACGAGUGCUGGAUGCCACGUCGCUUAGUGUGUUGUCAUUUAUGCGAGCUAUGGAUUGUACGCUUGGGCUUUUAAUGGAGGCCCUUACUAGGUAUGGCUGCCAUGAGGACUCCACAGCGGAUAACUGCAUCUCUUUUUUGUGUGCCCUUAUCAUUGCAGCAACUCCGGCCUUUCUUCCUGCACGUAUUCGCUACAUUCGUGACUUCAGUUUGUUUGUGAUGGAUGUGUCUUCGAUGGGCUACGCCUCAACGACCUUUGAGGCGGCCGCAACACAGAUCAUGGAGGAAUACCGUCUUCAUGUCUGCUCCGAAUAA